Porites evermanni is the source of this 3368-nucleotide messenger RNA. The record is from the annotation of a GenBank genome assembly. Lineage: Eukaryota; Metazoa; Cnidaria; Anthozoa; Scleractinia; Poritidae.
UGUUUUGCUGGAGAAUGGAGUCACAUAUCGGUGCUCUCUUAUGUUCCAACUUUACCCUGGCCAAACUGUUCUGGUAAGUGCUCUUAAUAACCUUCCUUUUUUUUCGUUUUGAGUGCUUUGGUUAUAUUUUUAAGGUUCAUUAAUUAUUUAGAAGGCUAUUAGCCGAUAGGGGUUCCCCAUUUUGAUCAGAUGCACAUAUCUUGAUAUCGUAUUGAAAAAGAGAUCAAGCUUAAAGAUACGUCCGAUUUAGUUAACUGAUCAAGAAACUAAUCAACUAAGUUGAAUUUUUAAGAGCAAAACCUUCAUCAAAUUUAUUUUGAGAAUUUCAAUUCUAGAAAAUUUGGAGUAAACAGCUUUGCUCAAACACAAAUUGUUUACCGAACAACGCAUUCAACAAGUGGGACCGGAUGAAAACUAGCACUCGCGUGUUUUUUUUAUUUGAGUGGGUCCAUCUCUUCAUCAAUACGAUCCAAUACUGUGUCAGCAACAAAAACAGUUUACCUUUUUGAGUGACAGUUAUACAUAUGUAUAUUACUCGUGAUAAUGUAAUAAGAAACGGUAACUGACAAACUGAACUAACCAGUAAUUUCAUAUAAAAGCCAGGAGGCCGCUCAAUUAAAACAAUAAUAGAUUUGAAUGAUCAACUGGAUCCGCAUAAUAUAAGGAUUUUCUCAUUGUUUUUCCUUGUUUUUCUCUUCAUGCAGCUGGGGUGAAUCCUUCAUCGAUAAAGUUGUCAAACCUGCAAUAUCAUUACUAUGAUGGAGAUGAGCAUAAUUCCAACGUCCAGGCCACCAUCAAAGAAAAAUUCUACCAGUUGUUAACGUCUCAGUUUGUUCUUCCUAUCUUUUGCAAGAGUUCCCCCAGUUUCUGCCUGAAGGAUAAAAUGUCAGUUUAUCCUGGGAUCAACGGUAAAUCACAAACUAAAGCCUGAAUGGAUUAAUAUUCUUUUGUUUAAAAUUGAAAUUAGCCUGAAUAGCCGCGCUUGAGAUAAUGUAUUCUUUUGAAUUUUGUACUGGAGAACGAGGCUAGUCAGGCUAAUUUUGAUUUAAACAAAAGAAUAUUAAUCUAGCAGCCAUUUUUGCAUUGUUGGUCUAUGGUCAGCUUUAGGCGAAUCCUUGAUUACAUUUUGCUUCAUUACCAUAUGUUCAUCAUUGUCUGAUAAAGCUACCGGAGUGGUAUUUCUAGCAAUUCGUGGUGGGGGUGUGCCGUCCUACUCUUCAAAUCCUGACCCUAGACCUUAUUUCAGACCAAUACCUAUUAGGCAAAUGUAAGGGAGUACCCCUCCGGGAUUUUUUGUGCACAAAAUGAACGCAAUCAUAUUAUUAACUGACAAAUCCGAGGGGUAUCCAGGGUGGGGGGGGGGUGUGUUUUCCCGCUCUCCAAAUCCUGACCCUAGACCUUAUUCAGAUCAAUACCUAUAAGGCAAAUAAGAGAGUACUCCCCUGGGGAUUUUCGUUGUUAUGGUGAUAAACGCUAUAAAAAUUAACUUGGUAACAAUAAAUCAUGUUAAGCAAAGGCGGCCAUCAUAAAAAUGAAGAUGUGUUUGAAGCUAGCGUACUAAGCUUUUUCAUCGUCUCCUUCAAAAGAUUUUGUGGUUUUUCUUCACUUUUUGCUAAAGUUUAAACCUUUUAAUGAGUUUAUUCCCUUCCAAAACGUGAUUGCAAAUCUGUCUGCGGUGUGUAGCUACAGUGUGUGUGUGUACAUCCAUUGACUAAAGACGUCUCUACAGCUAUCAAUGGCACUUUUUUUCGGUUUAAAAUGUGACGGCCAAUGUCUCUUUUAUCUUAUUGCGAUUCUUACAGGAAAGGAAUGUGCUCAUUGUAGAUCACCACGUCAAAAAAAUGUAUAUAUACUGGAAUUUCCGGUUAGGUCAAAUUAGUCCGCGGGGCUCUUACGCGCGCGAAGCGUACGUGGGACAGAACCCCAUACUCAUAGAAUAUGGUCAACCUCUUUUCGUUUGGUUUUCACGAGAUUGACCGAGCGUACGUACGCGUCUACAGAUUGUACGGGUGGGGUAGGAGGGACUAUCAAAAGGAAGGGAGGGGUGUCUCAGGCGUGUCUUGGCAAAUCCACAUCUUUUAUAUUGGACAUUCACAAUAUGGUCAAUUGAUAGCUGUCAAAACAGGAUAGCCACUGACCAGUAUCAUAUGACCAUAUCGCGGGCUCAUGUGUCAACUCGUUGAAGUGACGUGAUUUAUUUGGAAGCUGUUCGCUGACCAGUUAAUUGAUUUACUAGGUCGCGAUCAAUGGUCAAUCUCAUACUUUCUAGCUAGUUUAGGAGCACAGGAAAACUGAUAAUGCACACAUAUUGGACAUCAAUUACAACUUGUCUCUUAUACAUUGUCAAUGAAAUACUGGUUUUACUAGUCUAUACUAGAAAUGCUAUCAAUGCCGGGUACUGGGUACUUUCCGAAAAUCGCAAAAAUUAAUUCUCAGCAAGAAAAACCAAUCUGUCCUUAUCGUAAAAAUUAGUUCCCGCAAAACACAAAAAAUCACCAAUCCGCAAAAAUAAACUCCCGCAAAAAUUUCGGGCCACACGGUAAUUCAAACAGCUACAUCAAUGUACAAAAAUCAUGAUUAACUUAUCUCUGCGACAUUUUGUGUUGAAUCCCCACAAAAGCGGUACAUCGAUUUUAGUGAGAUAGUUCAUGAAAGCUGUGGUCAUUGUGACUAGUGUACCCUCCAAUUUAUCAAAGUUUUUUAUACCUCUUAAAUGGAGGUUAAAAACCCAGGUUUCUGGACCCAGAAAAAGUGUUCCUUAGGGGACUAAUCUCCACGGGGAAGUUAUCGCCAUUGUCUAUGUUUCUAAUACACACGUAAAAAGAGGCCUUGGUUUAAAACACAGGGGACUUACCUCCACAGAGAAUUUAUUUGGUGUCCCAAGGGAAAGGGUCCACUGUAACAGGUUGCUGUAUUUGUUCUUUGUAGAGGGGUCAAACUGUCCAGCCGGAUGGGUUAAUAAUGGAUCCUCGUGUUAUUACGUCAAAGAUACCCCGACGUUGAAACAGAGCGAUGCUCGCCAACACUGUCAAAAUCUGGGGGGAGAUCUGGCCAUAAUCAAGUCAGAAAAUCAAAACGAUUUCAUUUUCAGCUUGAUACAAAGCCAAAAUACAUUCACAAAAUGGGGUGCAUGGAUCGGAAUCCAGCGAAAGGCCGACGGAAAAUUCUAUUGGAUUGACAACACUCCAGUAGAUGGAGGCUACUCGAUCUGGGCUGGCGGAGAACCAAAUAAUGCUGGCGGUUCCGAAAAUUGUGUCCAAAUGUAUGGGAACGACCGAUUGGGGAGAAAUUGGAAUGACUUCUCCUGCGAACUGGGAAGUCAUGUAACUGAUGCCCCGGUGAUACUGUGUCAGAAGACACUGGUUUGA